This is a messenger RNA of Arabidopsis lyrata subsp. lyrata, 1273 nucleotides long. Its product is annotated as pectinesterase inhibitor 6. Gene Ontology annotation, molecular function: enzyme inhibitor activity. Gene Ontology annotation, biological process: negative regulation of catalytic activity. NCBI's taxonomy places the organism in Eukaryota, Viridiplantae, Streptophyta, Magnoliopsida, Brassicales, Brassicaceae. The record is from RefSeq and is a predicted model, not a curated record. The transcript has a single exon. The coding region runs from base 404 to 988 and encodes 194 amino acids.
UUGGUUAAGUCCGCCUGGUAGAGUAAGGAUUAGACCAAUCACCAAUAAUUACCAAAACAAUAAAGAAAUAAAAUAGACCAAUCUCUAGUUUCGUUAGGUUGGAGUAGUUAGUUGAAAAUGGUGGAAAAAAUUGCUGAUAUUUUUAUUCAACAUAGUAAUCAAAUUAACUAAACCAAUGAUUUGCUAUCGCCAAAACAACAAAUUAAUAACAUCGAACAUAGCGUUAGAACGAAACGUUGUGAUCAUAACUCCGACACCUACAAAUGGACCGCCAUACUUUUUUAUACUUUCACUUUAAAACCUACCAAAACCCCUAAAUUAAAUUUAUACGUGUCUAUAUAUACGAUCUCUUUCGUCGACACCAGUUUUGUAUAAAAGAUAUAUUACAGUUUUCUUACAACCCAUGAAAAACCUCAUGAGUUCUUCCAUCACAUUUGCACUUGUCUUCUUUCUCGUUUCUCUCAACCCAACAUCAUCAUUACCGUCUAAACGCGAAAGCUACGUUCAAAACGCGUGUAGUGUUACACGCUACCAAGAUCUCUGCGCUAAAACGCUAUCGCCUUUUGCACCAGUCGCCAAGAACAGUCCCAGCAAAUGGGCACGUGCCGGCGUUUCCGUUGCCAUAACCGACAACAAAGACGUCCUUAGACACCUACUCAAAACGCGGCUUUCAACGAUUGGGAAACGCGACCGAAUCGCUUUGUCUGAUUGCCGAGAACUGCUCCAAGAUUCUCUUGAUAGCCUGCACAAGUCCUUGGCCGUCCUUCGGACACUCAGAGCCAGCGAGUUUCAGCAGCAGAUGAGUGAUCUUGCCACGUGGCUUAGCACUUCCCUCACUGACAAGGACACGUGUCUUGAUGGGUUUGAAAAGACGUCGACGAGGUCAUCAUCAACGGUCAGGAUGAUUCGUAAGAGAGUCACGACGUCUUUGUAUUUGUCCAGCAAUUCUCUCGCACUCCUCAACAAGCUAGCGGCUAAUGGUUUGUAAUCUCUUAAAUCAUAAAAUUUCCCAUGAACGUGUAAGAUCAUAUUAUUAAUAAGGUGGUUCAUGGGUGAUCAACGAUAAGUGUAUCUAUCUCAUUUUAAAGGAAUUAUUUAUAGGGAAAAUGUUAUGGGCCUAAGGUCAUAUAUUGGGCCAAUGUUAUUAGUCCAAUAUUGUCGUUUUUAUUUGACCGUCCAAGCCCAAGCCACCUACGAGUAACGAACCUCUCAUAAAGUCAAACAUGAGAAGAAGUCGGUGAUAAACCUAAUAAAGAUGCUCAAAAGAUAUUUU